Molecule: messenger RNA, 867 nt
Organism: Talaromyces amestolkiae
Lineage: Eukaryota; Fungi; Ascomycota; Eurotiomycetes; Eurotiales; Trichocomaceae
Exons: 4
Coding region: 1-867 (288 amino acids)
Cellular component (GO): mitochondrion
Molecular function (GO): protein-containing complex binding
Source: RefSeq, a predicted model, not a curated record
AUGGCCGCCAAACGUCUCGUUGUCGCAGGCGGAAGCGGAUUUUUAGGUUCAAGGAUAUGUAAACAUGCCUCCGUCCAAGGCUGGGAGGUCGUUUCAUUAAGCCGCUCCGGAGAACCACAAUGGGACACCGUAACUGCCUCCAAAGAACGACCGGGCUGGGCCAGCAACGUCGAAUGGGCAAAAGCCGACAUUCUCAAACCAGCCACUUACAAACCAUAUCUCAAGGAUGCGACGGCUGUAGUGCAUACAAUGGGCAUAUUGCUGGAGGCGGAUUACAAGGGUGUUGUGUCCGGUAAAGAGUCGAUUGUUAGUGGGUUACAGAGAGCGUUUAGUUCGACCAAGAGGGGCACGCAGGAUCCGUUGAAUAGAGGAGUUGGGGAGGAGUUGAGGCCGCAGGAACGUGAUGGGCAGUUGACGUAUGAAGUUAUGAAUAGGGACACAGCAAUCGCGCUUGCGCAAGAGGCAUCCUUUGAACAUGUGCCAACCUUUGUCUACAUUUCUGCUGCUGGCGGUGCCCCGAUGCUUCCAGCCAGGUAUAUAAGCACGAAGAGGGAAGCUGAAUCCAUUAUAUCCCAAUCCCUGCCCGACAUUCGAAGUAUCUUCAUCCGACCAGGCUUCCUUUAUGAUUCUAGCAGAAAGUUCACCCUACCAAUCGCCUUAGGUGGAAUGAUUGGUUCAGAGGUUGAUGCUCUUCUUGGAGGACGGCUUAAAUCUCUUGUGGGAUCCAUGACAGAAAAGCCACUCAAGGCAGAUGUUGUCGCACAGGCGGUCGUGGAAGCUAUUGCGGACGAAACGACGCGGGGCGUUGUCGGAACGAAGAAGAUUGAGAACCUGGCGACCCAAGCUUGGCGGAAAAAUAUGCUCUAG